Messenger RNA from Jatropha curcas, 1732 nucleotides. RefSeq names its product glyceraldehyde-3-phosphate dehydrogenase, cytosolic. Gene Ontology annotation, biological process: glucose metabolic process; glycolytic process. Lineage: Eukaryota; Viridiplantae; Streptophyta; Magnoliopsida; Malpighiales; Euphorbiaceae. The record is from RefSeq and is a predicted model, not a curated record. Gene Ontology annotation, cellular component: cytosol. Gene Ontology annotation, molecular function: glyceraldehyde-3-phosphate dehydrogenase (NAD+) (phosphorylating) activity; NADP binding; NAD binding.
CACCCUUAACUUUUUCUCCGUGGACGUGAACCAAAAGAACUUCCUAGAGAAUAACACUUGACUUUUCGCCAUCGAGAACGGUCGCUCGGUCUUUAUCUCAACGCAAUCGUGAUACUUUUUAUCUUCCUAAUAUCAACGGCUGAGAAAUAUAGCCCACCUCCUCUCCUACCCAAUCAUCAAAUCUAACGGUUUUUAGUAGCACCACUCGUGAUGUACUACGGGCCUGUUUGCAAUAGACACGUUACGGAAUCAAGCAACUAUUCCACCGGCUGUUCCGGUGUCCCGUUGCUUACCUUUAUGUUAAAACCUCAUUUUUCUUGCUUCAACAACUAAUCUCUACUCUCACUCCUAGUGCUAUUACUAUUCCUCUCUGCUAUUCACUAGAUCAGCUAGAAUUCUUAUCUCUCUGUAGUCAUGGGAAAAGUUAAGAUCGGAAUCAACGGUUUUGGAAGGAUUGGAAGGUUAGUAGCUAGAGUGGCCUUGCAGAGAGACGAUGUUGAACUCGUUGCUGUUAACGAUCCUUUCAUUACCGUUGACUACAUGACAUACAUGUUCAAGUAUGAUACAGUUCACGGUCAAUGGAAGCAUCAUGAGUUGAAGGUUAAGGAUGAGAAGACCCUUCUCUUUGGCGAGAAGCCUGUCACUGUCUUUGGUGUCAGGAACCCGGAGGAAAUCCCAUGGGCUUCGACUGGAGCUGAGUAUAUUGUGGAAUCAACUGGAGUGUUCACUGACAAGGAUAAGGCUGCUGCUCAUUUGAAGGGUGGUGCUAAGAAAGUCAUCAUCUCAGCCCCAAGCAAGGAUGCUCCCAUGUUUGUUGUUGGUGUCAAUGAGCACGACUACAAGCCAGAUAUUCACAUUGUAUCAAAUGCCAGCUGCACCACUAACUGCCUUGCUCCUCUUGCAAAGGUUAUCAAUGAUCGCUUCGGCAUUGUUGAGGGUCUUAUGACAACUGUCCACUCCAUUACUGCUACCCAAAAGACUGUUGAUGGGCCAUCAAGCAAGGAUUGGAGAGGUGGAAGAGCUGCUUCCUUCAACAUCAUUCCUAGCAGCACAGGAGCUGCUAAGGCUGUUGGGAAGGUGCUACCUGCUCUGAACGGCAAGCUUACUGGAAUGGCUUUCCGUGUUCCAACUGUUGAUGUCUCUGUGGUUGAUCUCACUGUUAGGCUAGAGAAGGCUGCUACAUAUGAACAAAUUAAAGCUGCUAUCAAAGAGGAGUCUGAGGGAAAGCUGAAGGGAAUAUUGGGCUAUGUCGAGGAAGAUCUGGUUUCCUCUGACUUCAUUGGUGACAACAGGUCAAGUAUUUUUGAUGCCAAAGCUGGAAUUGCUUUGAAUGAUAAGUUUGUGAAGCUUGUUUCUUGGUACGACAAUGAGGUUGGUUACAGCACCCGGGUGGUUGACUUGAUCUGCCAUAUGGCAUCUCAUCAUUAAGGCUGCAGCAAUAUGUUAUGAGGCUUCCUCCAACAUGUCUUGGUGGUGUUUAUGUUAGUACUGAGGCCAAAUGAGAAUAAAUUCGUUCGAAGGCGGGAUUGACCGAUCAAUUUCAUGCAUGCUUGUAUUUGGUUUCUUAGAUCUGGUAUUUACUGUGUGUUGGUAUUGAGAGGGAGUUUAAAUUCCUCCUACUGGAUUUGAAUAUUUUGUCUUGCUAGUGUGUUGAGAUAUUUUGAAACAAAACUAUCGGCUCUUGUGCAUAUUCUGCACAUUUAUGUACCAUUUUAUGACCCCAUGCUUCACA